GAAGUAUGGAGUGCUUUUAUCUAUGCUACGGCUGGUUUGGUACUAACUCUGACCUUUCACCUUGCCCAGACCGUAUUGUCCGCACUCGCGCACAAGCCUGACCAUCCGGCGUUCGGUUCACAGUUGCAGUCUGUCAAGGUGCUCUCGUUACCGGAUUAUAUCCUGCUCGCAAUAGCAUUCGAACUCAAAUGUGGUGCCUCUAUGGGUGCUUACUACUUCUCCUUCCGUCCAGAGCGCCAGUUCGAUACUGAACCCUGCGAUUACGAUUACGAUUAUGAUUGCGACAAAGGCUCUGACGGCCCUAUCAAUGAUGAUCUGGUUUCGUUCGUUCAAGUAUUUAAGACGUGGAAUCACAUCGGCACUCCAAUUGUACCGCAAUAUCUUCCUAGCGCGAGCAGACUUUGAAGCAUUCGUGGAGCCACUCGACGGAUCGUUCAAUGGACACUUUAUCCGCUCUUUGUCACUUCGUGUAGGCGACGAGUCCUUUGUAUUCGAUAAGAGACCUCUCAUUUCAGAAGAUUUUAGGAGCCAAUACAACAGCGAUGACGAGUUUGAACGAAACGAUUACAGGGCCCCCGAGCCUAGGGUUGAAUGGGGCGAUGAGGACUUCGAUAGAUACGGUUCCAUCCCCCGGGCGCUUCGACUCAUAUAUGAGCAGUUCGAAAACAUCGCCUGUCUCUUCGAUACGAUGGAUAAGCUUGUGUCGUUCUCUUUGCUCCUCGAACCUGACUCAAUAUUCGCCAAUCCGCGAAGCACGCUCACCGAGUUGAUCAACGCACUGCCAUUCUCCUGUCCAAGUCUCGAACUGGACACGAAAGGCCAUGACUGCCACUGGGGAAGUUCAUCGCAUGCCUGCACCGCGAUACGUCGAAUCAUGCCGCGGAUGCAACAUGUCCGCCUCCAGCUUGGGGCUAUGUGUCCAAGCAUGUUCCGUACCGAGGCAGAACGUGGGAAUCUUAGGGCAACCAGAUAAGCUGACCACUCACCUACCUGUCCGUACAGUGCCUCUCCAAGGUCUCAUUGAGCAGCUCCCAAGUCGAUCUUCCAAUACUAGGAUCGUUGUCUUGAGCGAAAACACACAGGACUCGCCGAUCGAUGGAGUCAUCCGGACACAGCUAAAGCAGGGUACUUUCGACAAAAAUCGCAAGAUGUCGUAA
Macroventuria anomochaeta is the source of this 1157-nucleotide messenger RNA. RefSeq lists its product as uncharacterized. NCBI's taxonomy places the organism in Eukaryota, Fungi, Ascomycota, Dothideomycetes, Pleosporales, Didymellaceae. The transcript has 3 exons. The record is from RefSeq and is a predicted model, not a curated record. Bases 275 to 973 code for a protein of 232 amino acids.